Messenger RNA from Pelmatolapia mariae (spotted tilapia), 1209 nucleotides. RefSeq lists its product as uncharacterized. Bases 1 to 1188 code for a protein of 395 amino acids. The transcript is spliced from 11 exons. NCBI's taxonomy places the organism in Eukaryota, Metazoa, Chordata, Actinopteri, Cichliformes, Cichlidae. The record is from RefSeq and is a predicted model, not a curated record.
AUGGAGGAAAAGCUGAUCAGUGCCGUGGCUAAUCACCCGGAGCUGUAUGAUGCCAGCUGCUACUUCUACCAAGACAGGAAUAAAAAGGACCGAGCUUUGAGGCACAUAAGUGAGGAGAUCGGGCAACCUGGCGGGCGAUCCUGGGACCGACGCGGGACAGCAGCUCCUCACACUGGGCGAGGGAAAGACCGUGAUAUCGCUGUCAUCGCCGUCAUCCAGGCGCAGCUCUUGGGGCAAGUGGUGAAUCUCAUCAAACUGCUCAUGCCUCUGGAGGACCGGACCCAGAGUCAAACGUCCGGAGCUCUGAUGCUGCUGCAGUUCCCUCACUCUCACAGAAACACUUCCUCUUCAGCUUUCAGAAAGAAAGUGCUUCAUGUUAACAAUGAGGAAGAGGAGGUGACUGAACAUAAGGACACUGAUAAGGUGAUGUUAAGCUGCUCUGUGGUGACAUAUGGAGAGUGUCAUCACACUUUGAAGUGGCUGGUUGGAGGUCAAGCUGUGGACAAAGAGAACAAACAAAUAGUGACUUCACAGACUGACUGCUCCACCACUCUGUCUUUUCUGGAACAUCAUUACUUAAACUCAUCACGUCAUAAAAUACUGAAGUGUGAAGUGACUGAUACUAAAACAGGAAAAGUGCAGCUGUUUACCUUCAGCCAUCAGACCUCAGGUGAGGAAACAGGUGAUGCAAAAACAAGAAAGAAAUCAGCCAGAAAAUCAGAAACAACCACAACAAUUAAGAUAUUAUUAAAAUCAGAUGAUACAACAGCAAAAACUGUGGAAAAUGAAAGCGCAACACCAAACAACAAAUCAUCUGCAGAUUCACAACAUGCGAUCCAGUGGUUCAUCAUUCCAGCUGUGGGUUUGGUCUCACUCUUGAUAAUAGUUGUGUUUUUCAUCAGAUGGAAGAGAACUAGAGGAAACAAAACACAGAUGGAUGAAGAUGCUGGACUGAGUUUAAACCCAGCAGAGACUCAGUCUGCUCCUCAAACCAGUCAGGACUCGGUGGAUCCUGAAGUUUCCUACGCUAUAAUCAGCUACUCCAAGACCAACAAUAAAGUUCGGGUUCGGGGUGAUGAUGAAGGUGAUGCAGUGACCUACAGCACUGUGAAGGCUCAUUCCUCUUCUGCUGCAGCCACUGCUGAUCCCAGCAGCCUCUACUCGACUGUCAGUUUUUCAGUCACAUAGUUCAAGUUGUUGACAAAAAGG